CAAAAGCUGCAUGAAGCAUGCGGUCACGUGAUGCUGAGGGAGUGGCUGGAUGGGAUAGAAAAGGGGGUGGAUCUUGUAGCUUUUUGCAACCUGCAAACAGGCCAUGAAUAUCAUUAGCCCAUUGAUGUUGCAGGCACACAAGGGAACACACAAAGUUUGCUAGCAUGGCUUCAAUACCUUACCCACCCUGGAGUGCUCCAAGUACCCUGGAAAGAGAGAGAGAGAGCAAGCCCAAAUGGAAACAAGCAAUCAUGAAGCCGUGGAUUAGGAGAAAAAAGGAGAAGGACAGAACGCCGUCACCAGUUGGAAAGCCUUCUAUUAAAGAUUGUUACAAUAACAUGAAUCCAUUCGCUCCACGUCCAAUUCCAUUCGGUGCAUUUAAUGGUCCAUUUUCUGGAAAUCCCAUUUCUCACCUUGCAAACUACACACCUGGAGCGCAGAUGCGACCACAAACUGACCCCCCCUCUUCGUCAGAGGAUGAUCACACGAGAGGUGGAUUUGACCCCGAUGCUCUUGUAGGCAAGACCAAUCGUCCUUCACUAGCCAACGUGUUUCCAAUGUACAAUAGCCCCCAACUGAAGCCAAAGAAUCCCCCCAUCAUUUCCAUAUCACCUCCACCCCUAAGCCCUCGUAGACACUCUAUACCUGUCACCCGUGCUCAAGCAAGUUCCUCCUAUCUCAGUCCGGAGCUGCCACGAAGACCAUUGCGAACAUCAGAACCUUCUAACCCGUCCAGCGAUCCACGGUCCAAUCGAAGAGAAAGAAGAGCUGUUGCGAUAAGACAACUCCCUGUCUUGCCUAACCUCCAUCAUGCACCUGUAACAAACAUAUACAGUUCUCCGUAUAAGCAACCAGAGCACCUGGCCGGGGGGAUGAGCACUAGUUUCUCGUUUCCACCGUGGCAGCAGCCUCAUGAGCAGCUGCAAGAAUUGCAGGAAGAGCUGGAGGAAGACGAUGUUGACGGGAGUGAGGAGCCAUACAGCCAUGAGAGAUGGUUGAGGGAGCAGAGUUACAUAACCAAUGAACAAAGAGUUAGACUGGAGGGAUUCAACCAACAACCGUAUGGUGUGCGUGCAGAGAAAAUUAGGGAGCCUAUUAUUAAAGGAAGUGGUGGGUUGACUAAAGAACAGAAAAAGAGUAAGAAGAAGAAACAAAAUCAAGUUACUGAGGAUGGUGACGGUAAAGACAUCAGAGGAUUUGAUUCAUUUAUGAUGUACUGAGAUUGCGUGCAUAUACACUUUAUUUUCCCCCAACCAUGCCAUGUUUACUGUACCUUUAUAAUUAUAAUUAUACACAUCAUUAGUGUUAAUUUCAUGUUCAACAUGUAAGAAGGUUAAAAAUGAAGAAUAAUGAUGCCGUGUAAAAUAAAA
Molecule: messenger RNA, 1370 nt
Organism: Halichondria panicea
Lineage: Eukaryota; Metazoa; Porifera; Demospongiae; Suberitida; Halichondriidae
Exons: 2
Coding region: 165-1220 (351 amino acids)
Source: RefSeq, a predicted model, not a curated record